Molecule: messenger RNA, 2976 nt
Organism: Adineta steineri
Lineage: Eukaryota; Metazoa; Rotifera; Eurotatoria; Adinetida; Adinetidae
Source: the annotation of a GenBank genome assembly
AUGUCUCGAACUAUUAUACGACGAAAGCAAGAUCCAAGUAAACAAAAUGAUCGUACUGAAAGAAUGGGUUCAGUUGUUUUUUCAGCAAAAGAUGAUAAAAGUAUGCAUAAAUCAUUAAAUGGGGAAUUUAUACUUUAUCAAGUAUUACUUCAACAAAUACUCGAUGAUAAAGAGGCGUUAUUAACAAAUGAAUCUUCACUUUUAAAUUAUUUUGAACCAGAUGAUAUAGGCGACAAGAAAGUAAUGAAUGAAUUUGAUACAAGUUAUAAUUCAAAAAAAGCAAUUCAUUGGUAUACAAGAGAAUCUUGUAUUUAUAAAAUUUUAAAUAAAGCUUUAAGAACACAAAAUAUUGAUGAUGUUAGCCCUUUUUAUUCAUUUAUUAGAGAUUUAAAUGGACAAUUAGGUGAACAACAUAAAUUAUUUGUAAAACAACAAACAACAUCAGUUAUUAAAGUUUAUCGUGGACAAUUGAUUAGUAAAGAUGAAGUUAAUCGUCUUAAAGCUGGUAUAGGACAAUUUAUUUCAAUGAAUUCAUUUUUAUCAACAAGUACGAAUAAAAAAAAAGCGUUAGAAUUUGCAACAAGUCGAGCACCACCAAAUGAUAUAGUAACAUCGAUUUUAUUAGAAAUAACUGUUGAUUUAAAUGCUAAAUCAAAACCAUAUGCUGAUAUAAGAAAUUUAAGUGCUUUUUCGGAAGAAGAAGAAAUUCUUUUUAUGCUAGGUUGUAUUUUUCGAAUUGAUAAUAUUUAUUAUGAUGAAAAAAUAAAACUAUGGAUGGCUAAUUUAACAUUAUGUUCAGAUGAAGAUCAAGAUAUGAAAAAUCUUUCAUCAUCAUUAGAUGGUCAAUUAAAAGGACAAAAUCAAUUAAUUGCAAUUGGAUACAGUUUUAUUGACAUGCUCAAAUAUGCUGAUGCUCAAGAACUUUUUGAAAAAAUUUUAAAACAAAAUUUAGCAAAAAAUGAUAUUGAACAUGCUUAUUGUUAUCAUGGACUUGCAAAAGUUAAUGAAAAACAAGGAAAUUCUAAUUUAUCUAUAGAACAUUUAAACAAAGCAUUAAAUUAUUUAUCGAAAAAUUCAUCAAAUGAUCAUCCACUUAUUUCACAAUGUUAUAAUGAUUUAGGAUUAGCUUAUUCGAAUCAAAAUAAUUAUGAAACUGCAUUUAAAUUUUUUGAUAAAGCAUUACAGAUAAAAAACAAUAUUUCAUCAGUAACUUAUUCGAAUUUAUCACAUGUUCAUUUUCAAAUGAAACAUUAUCAAUUAGCAUUAGAAUAUUUAGAAAAAUCUCUUCAACAUCAAUCAAAUACAGAUCUUGUAUCAAUGACAAAAACAUAUAUUGAUAUGGGAAAAAUUUAUACUGCAAUGAAUAAAAAAGAAGAAGCAUCGAAAAUAUUUGAUAAAGCUUUAAAAACUCAAAUUAAAGAGCUUUCACCUGAUCAUCCAGAUCUGAGUUAUACAUAUGCAGAAAUUGGUUUAAUGUAUUCAGAACUUGGUGAUCAACAAAAAGCUUUAGAAUUCAUUGAAAAAGCUUAUAAAGUACAAUGUGAAACAUUACCAAAUAAUCAUCCCGAUUUAGGUCAAUCUUAUAAAAAUUUUGGUAAUAUAUAUAUGAAACUAGGUGAUUUAGAUAAAGCACUAUCCUAUUAUGAAAAGUUAUUAGAAAAUCAAUUAAAAACACUCUCAUCAAAUCAUCCAUCAGUUAUUGAAACUUAUUAUAUUAUUGGAACUGUCUAUUGGAAAAAAAAAGAUUAUAAUCAAGCAUCAAUUUAUUUUAAUAAAGCACUUGAUGGUGAAUUAGAACGAAGUAAAGCUGGAGAUUCAUCAUUAAGUUUUGCGUAUAAAAUUCUUGGAAAAUUUUAUUAUGAUAAAUAUCAUACUCAUUCAAAUAAAAAUGAUUUAAAUAAUGCAUUAAAUUAUUUCCUUAAAUGUCUUGACAAUGAAUUAGAAACGAAACCAAAUGAAGAUAAAUCAUUAAUUAUUUUAUAUGAAUUUAUUACUGAUAUUUGUUUUAAAAACAAUGAUUGGAAUCAAUUAUUAGUUUAUAAUAAUCGUUUACUUAAUUGUUAUUUACGAAAAACACCAUUGAAUCAAUCAAUGAUUAAUCGAAUUUAUACUUUAAUAGGACAAAUUUAUUUAAAAAAAUCUCAAUUUGAUAAAACAAUAUUAUUUUAUAAAAGAUUUGAAAAUGUUCAAAUGAAAGAUAAAACUCGAUUGAUUGAAAAUAUUAAUUUUGAAAAACGUCAUUUAGAUCAAUCGUUAAAUUAUUUUCAAAAUUUUCUUAAUAAACAAUUAGAAACUCAUUCAAAAACGGAUCCUGUACUAGCAAAUACUUAUUAUAUAUUAGCAAAUAUUUGUUAUGAACAAGAAAAUUUUAAUAAAUCAUUAUAUUAUUUUAUUGAAUUGUUAAAUAAUGCAUUAGAACGAAAAACAGUUAAUGAUCCAACAUUAGAAAAUAUAUAUAAAGCUAUUGCUACAAUUUAUUUUCAACAAAAUAAUUAUGAUAAAUCAUUAAUUUAUCUUUAUAGAUUACUUGAUUGUCAAUUAAAAACAAAAACAAUUGAAGAUUCAUCAAUAAUGAAUACCUAUGUUAUGAUUGGAAAUAUUUAUUUAAAGAGAAAUUAUUUUGAGACAUAUUCGAAUAAUUCUCAUAAAAAAGUAUCGAAAGAAAAAUUAGAUAAGAAUAUUAAAUCAAUUGAAAAUGAUACUCAAUUUAAUAAACAACAUUUAAAUCAAGCGUUUGUCUUUUUUUAUAAUUUACUCAAGAAAAAAAAUGUUAAUUUGUCAUUAUGUGAUAUUUAUACUAUUUUAGGUUAUAUUUAUUUGGAUAAACGAGACUAUUUUGAAGCAUUGAAUUAUUUUGAAAAAUUACUUUAUAAACAAAUUGAAAUUUAUAAAUUUGAUUAUCCAUCCGUGGCUCAUACAUAUUUAAUUGUUGGAGAUAUUUAUGAUAGAAUUAGUUUAUUAAAUUCAAGGAAGUAG